Molecule: messenger RNA, 4399 nt
Organism: Gryllus bimaculatus (two-spotted cricket)
Lineage: Eukaryota; Metazoa; Arthropoda; Insecta; Orthoptera; Gryllidae
Source: the annotation of a GenBank genome assembly
CAUGACCAGAGAGUAUUCAAUUGUCCCGACAGGCCAUUGACAGAACUGGACAGAAUCGUGAUACAAGGAAUUUGCAUCAAAGAACAGUGAGUCUGCUGCUGCUGCUGGUCUGCUGUCAGUCAGCUUCGUCAGCUGUUCUGGUUUUAUGUGCUUCUAUGGUUUAAGGGGCCAUACACAUGUAUGCAUGUAUUCUGUCACUGUAUAUAAUGGUAUCAGCUUUGCAGGGGAGGUAGGGAAAGGUCAACGGUGAUACGCAUUGUGUUAGCUGUAAAAUCGUAUUUUUGUUACAUGAUAAUGAACAAGAAGUUCAAAAGCAAGGACUGUAACUUGAAGACAGCUGUGUGAAGAUUGCUGUGACAGCUCGUAAGUUAUCUAUAAAUAGAUAUAGUGUAAAAACAUUAAUCAUGGGUUCAGAGCAAAGUUCCCAACAAGGAGGUGGUCCCUCCGGACAGGCAAGAACAGUUGGUCAGCUUCGUAGAGGAAAAUCUAUUCCUGAAAGGGAAAUGGUUUCAGGAGAGGAUGGAGCUCGACCUGGAAGUAUUUCACCGGGACCGAGUAUAUGUUCAGACUCUGAUUUGCCGUAUAUUUCCUAUACUGUAAACAGACCUAUAGGAGAUUCUCCCAAAUUGCCACAGAAACAUUCUGGCCAGUUACAACGAGGAAAAUCCUUGGGAAACCCCACUGGGCGCAAAGGCUCUGGUAUCAUGUCACGUAAACCCCUCCCCACUUUGAACAAGUCAGCUCACAAUAUUGUAGUUGUAAAACCUGCUGUAAGUGCUGAAGCUACAGACAAAGAUCCAGAUCUUCUCAGGCUGCAGGCUACUCCUAUGUUUCUUCCAAUAAUGAGAGGGACAUUAAACUUGCCUGCUAUGCGUGAUCCUGAAGUGCUAGAAAGGUUAGAUCCCUCUGGGCUGCUUGGACUGUGUUUGAAAUACCAGCAGCAUAUGUCCAUAUGCAGUGAACUUGUUUCCAAUGAACAAGCUCAUCUGGCUCACCGAAUUAGAGAUCUGGAUUCAGAAAUAUCUCGACUGAUGGCAGUGAUGACAGAGAGGCAGAAAAAAUAUGCCAAGUAUGCAGAGAAGCUCAACAAAGUUCAUGAGUUGUCUCAUCAAUUAAAUAGAUGUCAUAUGGUGUUAAACCAAACCCUUGAAAGUAUGGAAACCCUUAAUAAUAGUUUGCCUGUGGAAGAGCGACUUGAGCCAUUUGUUUGGACUACUGGUUGACAACCAAAUUGAAAGUGAGGUAUUCAUGUGUGAUAUUAUUUUACUUUGCUGAAUGUUUUAGUUCACUGUUUAUGUUCUGUUGUUUCUGUCAUUGUAUAUAUACUUGUUAUGCAUUAUUUAUAUUUAAUGAUAUUACUUGCUAUCAUUAUUGUGUUUACUGGCACUGGUUGUGAAAAUAAGAUAUUCAUUUUAUGAUUUUUUUAAGGAAUUGUGAAUUUUUAGAACAUACCUCACUUGUGUAGUAUUUGUAAUAUUCAUAUAUGUGCUACUUCAUGUUCUUCCAUAUUACUGUACAAUUUUUUGUUGAUAUUGCUCUGCUAUGACUGCUUCAUUUCUGUAUUAAUAUAUUAUCAAUAUUAGCAAAACAAAUGUACAUGAAAUAUUUAUGGAAUAUAUUUAGCACAGUUUAUUUAUAUAUUCUCCAAUGUUACUAAACAAUUUGUUGAAUGGUGGUUAACUACCAAUCUUCACAUGAUCUGCAUUUUGCAUUUAGAGGUUGCAUGCUGUGAUGCAGACCCAAUGAGCACAAAUUGUAUGCCAAAUGUGAAAGGUUUAUUGCUCAAAGGUUAGAAUUUUGCAUCAUUGAAUCAGGAAUCUUCUACAAACCUUCUGAAAUGAAACUGUAGGUUCCUUUUCUUGCAUUUGGAUCUACAUACUAUCAAUUAUUGUUUUUCAGUUAUAGGUGAUAUGUACUGAAAAAAGGCCAUAAUGUAACCUUAAGAACUUGCAAAGAUUUUAGUCUUCAAAAAAUUUUAGAUACACAUUUUCAACUAUGGCAAAAGGAAAAUUAUUUCCUAUAAAAUUAUUGUUAGCAAAUAUUGGAGGAAUUAGGUAAUUAAUGAUAUUUAAAGACUGUUUAUCAAUUUCUUCAUAUGGCAGAUAUAUGAUAUGAAUGAGAUUUACCGCAAUAGAGUUGUGUGGAAGAAUUAAACUAACUAUUAAUGUGUUCCAAUUUUUGUAUAAUGUGUGAUAACUUUUGAACAGUUGAAAAAAUUAAUUUCUAAAUAGUUGAAAGUAUUAGAUUGUUCCAUUAAAGUAGUAUAUCUAUAAGAAAUUUCAUGAUAUUGAAUUACAAGAGUAUUUUUUCAGUGAAGCCUUAAAAUGAAGAAUACUAGUCAUAUUUCUUAAGAAAAUACAAUAUGCUCUUAUAUUGUCUCAUGUUAUGUGUUUUCUGUUCUUCACUUCACUGAAGAAAUCUCUUAAUAAAGCAAUGGAAGCUAGUUUUGGUUCAAUGUAUUUGAAAUAUUGUCAGAUGCCUUUAAUGGUUUGUUGAUUUAUUUGCAUACUUCAUUAGUGUGGAAACACAGCAUCGUUAGAUUUUGCCUAUACACAUGAAUAUAUACUGAGAUAUUUUCACAGUAUUGUCACAAUGCAUUUCAGAAAUGUAAUGUGUAAUUUGUAAAUAAUAAAUAUAAACGCUUAACAGAUCAGACAAGCAGUGAUACUACAUCAUAUAAGAAUGGGCUGAUGAAAUGUUGCUUAGAAGUAAUUUAGAAAAUUUAGUUAAGGUCUGAUGAGUUAUUUUCUCGUAUUUUUUGAUAUUUUGACAAAUUGAGGAAAUUGAAUGUAUUGGUUAUUUCUCUUGAGGUUUUUGCCCGAAACGGGAUAUUUUGGACUUUAAUGAAUCUGUUAUUUGAAAGAUAUUCAUAAUUGUUCAUGUAAUAAAAAAAAUAUUUAAUUCUUAUUGUCAGAGACCAAUAACAGGCUUAAAAAUGCAGAGACACCCACAGUUCACAUGAAAUAUUAUUAUUAAUAAUAAUAAUAAUAAUAAUAAUAAUACAAUGAAAUCUGACUGACGGAACCUCUAUAAGAAGGCCUUCUAUUUUAGACAAAAUAUUGAAUGAACGAUGAAACAAUGAAAUUAUGGUUGCAAAUGACCUCUAAAUACAAGCAACUGCAAGUGAUUACAACUUGGGUAAAAAUAAAAUUUAUUUUUAUAUUUCUUCCAUUAACUCUUAUAAUGCAUAGUGAUGCUUCAUGGGUCAACCCUGUAUUAACGGAAAAAAAACUUAAGAAAUGGAAUCACCUUGGCUAAUCAUCUAACUCAAAAUCAACAACUUAUUUUACUGCAACUAUGAAACUGUAAAACAAUUAGGUACUGUAUGUGUUUACUAAAUUCUAUUGAAGGCUUUACUACAUAAAUGCAUGUACUUUUAUUUGACCCCUUUCUUCUCUUGUGUGUUGUUGGCUACAUGAUAAUGAAUAAGAAGUAGCAUUUGUUCAAGUGGUAAAAUUUAAAAAAAAUAUAUAGUGAAUGGUGUGUGUUUUAAUUUUAAAGUGGAAGUCUGUAAUCUCUUUAAUGCAACCAGAGAAGUCUUAAAAUUGUUUAAGGAUCUAUCAGUUUUUGACGUACACAGGUUUUACUGAACUUGCUUUAACUUGCUAAUAUGUUCAAUUGUUUUAAAGAUAAUUUUCAUUGUAAGAUUUAUUUACACAUUUAAAAUUAAUUAUUUUGCCUCUUACAUUCUAUUCAUUUUAUCUAAAUGAGAUUCGUUGGUAGCAGUCUUGUUGCAAAUUUCAUUGAAUCACAGCUGUUUUCAGGUGCUAGAAGGUAGAUUUCAUAAUGGAAGCUGUGAUAAAUGUAGGAAUUUGAAAUAGCAAAUAGAGGUGAUAAAAGUAUUAGUAGUAUCUAUGAUUAAUUAAGAUUAUUGUGACUGUGUUAUAAAAAUGAGGUGCCACUGCAUAUUUGAACUUGUGACUGGCAAUUAAUGUGAUUGACUACACAACUCCUGGUACCAAAGCCAGCCUCGUUUAACCUCAAUUUAAGUCUUCACUUCACACUAUGUCUCUGCCUAGAAUCACUUUUAUAGUCCUCAGAUAGAUAUUAUUGAUUAUUGAAUUGACAAUUAGUAAUAGUAUUUUCUAAAUCAAAAUUUCUGAAACUAUGAAAUUCCUUUUGUAGUAAAAUAUAUUCUUUUUUAUUUCAGUUAUGCAUAGUAUAUAUACAUUUUUUCUUCUUUCUUCAUACAUUUUAAUAAGAACUAGUACUAGUUCUGCAUUAUUUAUAAGAAAUGCAAAACCAGAAGAGUAUACUGGUUCAGUGUGACCUGACAUUACAUUAUUUAUACACUUUAACUGCUGUUUGUUCUAAAAUGUAACUUCACAAGAGUAGAUAUUAGAGGUAUCUGUGUGAGAAAUUAUGACCAUGUCAUCAAAUAAAUUGAAUAUUGAAUGUU